This is a messenger RNA of Strigops habroptila (Kakapo), 2696 nucleotides long. It is a transcript of the gene DAXX, whose product is annotated as death domain associated protein. The record is from RefSeq and is a predicted model, not a curated record. Gene Ontology annotation, molecular function: histone binding. The transcript is spliced from 8 exons. The coding region runs from base 131 to 2575 and encodes 814 amino acids. NCBI's taxonomy places the organism in Eukaryota, Metazoa, Chordata, Aves, Psittaciformes, Psittacidae.
UCAGCCCUCAGCGGCGGGGCCGGCGCUGCCGGACCGGGCCCAGGCCCCAUCCCCGGUCCCGGCUCCGGUUCCCGGUGCUCGCCGCGGUGCUGAGGACCGGGUGGUGGCGUUGGGGGGGGGUGAGACUAAAAUGGCGGCGCCCUUCUCCCCGCCGUCUCCCGUACUCCCGUUGUCUGACGGCGGCUGGAAUCCCCGGAUGAAACGCCGCGCUCUGAUUGGCUGCCCACGCCGGUUGUACGGUGUCAUGGCGGCGCCCACAAUCUCCGACGGAAGUAACUUCCGGUCUUGCGCAGUCGGCGGCGGCGGCGGCCGGUCGGUGCGGCGGCGCCGGAACGGGACCGAGGCUCCCCCGCGCGGCUCCGGGGGGGGGUGCCCGUGUCCUGGGGCGCCCCCGUUGCCCCCCCCCAUGGCGGCCGCCCCCCCCGGCAGCGUCAUCGUGUUGGACGACGAGGACGAGGGGCCCCCCCCCGGGCCCUCGGGGACCCCCCCCAGCAAUGGGGAACCCCCCAGCGCCCCCCCGGGCCCCCCCCAGAGCGGGGGGGGGGGCAAAGGGGGGGGGCACAGGGCAGAGAAUGAGCGGCUCUUCGGAGAGUUCCUGGAGCUCUGCACCCACCUGACCGAGGACCACCCGGAGGUCAUCCCCUUCCUUUGCAGCCGCCACCAAAAGGCCACAUCCAGCUUCUUGGCCUCGGCGGAGCUCCACAACGUGCUGAGCCGCUGCUUGAGCCGCGUGCGCCUGCGCCGCAACAAGGUCUACGUCUACAUCAACGAGCUCUGCACCACCCUCAAAGCUCACACCCUGCGCCGCAAGUUACCCUUGGCCUCAGCACCCAGCACCCAUCCUCACCCUCCUCCGGAACCUCCUCCGGAACCUCAUCCAGAAGCCACCUCCUCAACAACGUCGUCUUCAUCUCCCACCGGUUCCAAGCGGCAGAUUCGCUACUUGGAGAACCUGCUACGGGUGUACACGGGGGAGAUCCGGCGCCUGCAGGAGCGGGAGCUGGAUUUGGCCGAGCUGGACAGCGAGGACUCGGCUUAUCUCCAGGAAAGCCGCCUCAAGAGGAGGAUGAUGAGGAUCUUCCAGCGGUUGUGCGAGCUGAAGCGUUGCAGCAGUUUGACGGGACGGGUGUUGGAGCAACGCAUCCCCUAUCGCGGUACCCGUUACCCCGAGGUGAACCGGCGCAUCGAGCGCUUCAUCAACCGCCCCGAGGUGUUCCCCGACUACAGCGACAUCCUCAAGGUCAUCCAAAAAGCCAACGGGCGCCACGGGUUGGGGUUGGCUCGGAAGCACAUGGAGAACAUGGCUCAAGAUGCCUUCCGGGAGGUGGGCAACCGUCUGCAGGAGAGGAGGCACCUCGACCUGGUCUACAACUUCGGGAGUCACCUCACGGAUCAGUAUCGGCCUGGCACGGACCCGGCGCUGGGGGACCCGGAGCUGGCGAAGCGGCUGCGCAGGAACCGCACGGUGGCGCUCACGCGCCUCGACCGGGUCAUCGCCCACUUCGCGCAGCUGCAGGACGAGAGCGAGGAGGAGGAGCGCGGCCGGCGGCGGCGCAGGGGGAACCCAGGGAGGAGCCAAGCCCGGGAGGAAGAGGAGGAGGAAGAGACGGAGGAAGAGACGGACGAGGAGGAGGAGGAGGAGGAGGAGGAGGAGGAAGGCGACAGCUCCGACGGCUCCCAUGGGAAGGCUGAGGAGGAGGAGGAGGAGGAGGAGGAUGAAGCUGCCCCCUUGGAGCUCCAGAGCCCCCGUGGACGGAGGGAGGAGGAUGAAGGUGGCACCUCCAAGGUGGAUGUCACCCAUGGCCAAGCCAAGAGGGAUGAAGGUGACACCUCCAAGGCCAAUGUCACCUAUGGAAGGCUCGAGGAAGAAGAAGGUGACACCUCCAAGGCCAACGUCACCCAUGGCCAAGCCAAGAGGGAUGAAGGUGCCACCUCCAAGGCCAACAUCACCCAUGGCCAAGCCAAGAGGGAUGAAGGUGCCACCUUGGCGCUCGGUGGCACCCAUGGGCAUGAGGAGGAGGAGGAGGAGGAAGGUGCCACUUCCCAGGUCAAUGUCACCCAUGGCAGAGCCAAGGAGGAGGCUGAAGGUGCCACCUCCGAGGUCCCCGUCACCCAUGGGCAGGCUCCGGGGGCACCCUCAGCCCUUGAUGCCACCCAUGGCCCAGCCGAGCAGGAGGAGGCCACCAGCGCCGCGGCACCAGGUGCCCCCCCCAUGGAGCUGAAGGCACCAGAGGAGCCCAAGGAGCCCGAGCUCUUCAUGCUGGAGAUCGAGACGUUGCCAAUGGAACCCAAUGAGACCCCCCCGAGCUCCCCCCCCGCCAUGGGCGCAUCGGAGGCCACCCCAAAAGGGGCUUCUCCAACUGCGCCCCCCCUCAUUCCCUCCCCCCCCCUCCUCCCCCCCCCCCCGGCCUAUUCCGGACCAUUGGGGAAGGGCUCGGUGCCCCCCCCCCCGCUUUCCGCCUCCCCCUUUUCCUGCAUCCCCCAGGGAAAAGGGGGUUCCCGCUGGAGAACGGGGGGGGGGGGGGGGCAGGGGGGGGGCCGCCAUCAGCUCCACCAGUUGCAAUGGGAGCGCUGAGGAUGGGGGGGACCCCCCCGUGGUGCCCCACAAGCGGAGCCGCAGGGACCUGCCGGGGGGGGGCAGCCCCUGCAUCGAGGUGCACAGCGUGGGCUCGGAGGAUGAGGAUGAGGAGGGGGCG